AUGAAUCCUUUGCUGAUCGAGACUGCGACACCAGAUGAGUUGGCACCAUGGCGACCUACCCGCCACAAAAUCGGAAAACCUUAUGUGACCGAGUAUCUGAAGCACUACCCCAUGUCAGAGCCGGCCAAAGACUUUGAUGAUCGGAAUGCGCUUUACUGCAUGUAUGUAUCCAGGCAUGUUAAACGCGUCUCGAAACCUGGCUAA
This is a messenger RNA of Alternaria hordeiaustralica, 204 nucleotides long. RefSeq lists its product as uncharacterized. The record is from RefSeq and is a predicted model, not a curated record. Bases 1 to 204 code for a protein of 67 amino acids. Lineage: Eukaryota; Fungi; Ascomycota; Dothideomycetes; Pleosporales; Pleosporaceae. The transcript has 2 exons.